CAUGGCAUGAUGUAAUUUCAUGUUGCAACUAACAUUAAUCACCGACGCUCCACCAGAUUCGUUUCCAUCUAUUUCAAUCUCCUUUCCUUUCUACUCUUUUCACUGUAUUUUCUACUGUAUAUAUCUAUAAUCUAUCUUCAUACAUUUCCUCUAAAGUGACCUGGAAAACAUUUGAGAGCCGCUGUCACACACAAUACACACUAACCCUUUUGCAUUUCAAACAAAAGAAAAACCCACAUAAAAAAGAUUCACAAAUUCUAAUCCGUCUUCCAAAGAUCCAUAUGUAGGGUUCUUUACAAACCCCCUUUUCAACUCAUGGCUUUUUGAUCUUUGUCUGCUACUCUAGGUGAGCAUUUUUUUCGAUCUUUUUUUAAGUAGUUCAUUUCUCAAAUGUGCGAUUUGUCUUGUACCAAUGGUGGGUUCAAAGGGGUUUUAUCCAAUUUGUAAGUGGCUACGUGUGUUUCGAUUCGCGAAAUCUUUGGAUUUCAUUGAAUCUUGCAGAUACAACUUCGGAUCUGUUCAUAGCUAUGGCGGAUGUUGACGAUAUCAUGGUUGUUUCGGGAAAUGGGACUACUCAUGACGCAGAUCAUGACUACGAAGACGAUAAUGAAAUCAUAGCCAGGAUUCCCAAUUAUGAUUCCGAAGUCAAAGAAGGAAAGGGGAAUUCCAUGGAUUCCUUCACUGAAGAAAUCGAAGAAAGCAACAAUCUUGAUGCUCUCAAGGAACUUCAAUUGAAAGAUAGCGAUGUAUCAAGUCAACCCAAAUGUCAAAACACUACAGAUGACAAUUUAGGCCUUAAAAUUGAUACAAAAAAGAAAAUAGAAGCAAAGAAAACUUCUUCAGUGAAACAAUUUGAAAAAAAGAGUGGCAAUUCAAAACCUGCAAUAUCUCAAGUUAAGGCCCAUCUUUCUAAGCAACAUGGAAAAUCUGAUUCAACAACAUCUACUGCAAACAUUGUGCAAUCUGAAGGUGUCAAGGAUAAGGUCAAAGUGAAGUCAAUGAAAACAGUUCAAGGAAGUUCAACUGAAGCAAGAACACAUUCUUCUGAAAGCUCAACAACAGGAGAUGAAAAGCCACAAAGACUUGGCACACUUCCAGCUUAUAGUUUUAGUUUUAGGUGUAAUGAAAGAGCUGAAAAACGUAAAGAGUUUUAUUCUAAGCUGGAGGAAAAGAUCCAUGCAAAAGAAGAGGAAAAGAAUUCUCUUCAAGCAAAAACCAAGGAACAUCAAGAAGCUGAGAUUAAAAUGUUACGAAAGAGUCUUAUGUUUAAAGCUACACCAAUGCCAAGUUUUUACCAUGAAACUCCUCCUAAGACAGAGUUAAAGAAGAUUCCAACAACACGUCCUAAAUCUCCAAAACUUGGAAGGAAAAAGGAGUCCCCCACAGGAGAAGAGAAUGGUGGCAGUGUUUUUCGACCUCGAUUAAGUUUGGAUGCAAGAAAAUCUUUAAUUUCCAAAACUGCCCCUAAAGGUGUAGUAACAUCUUCUGUUGUCGCAAAGAAACCAACAAGGAAAUCUCUUCCUAAGCUACCUUCUGAAAAGACCAAAAUACCCUCGGACUCCAAAGAUAGAAAAGAAGCCCCUUCCUGUGAAAUUACAAUAUCGUCCGAACUUGAAAGUCAACCAAAUAAAGAUUCAUCAUCGCAUGUUGAGGAGGAAAAAGCCGAGGUAUUGGCCAAUUGAAAUGAUGAGAAAUGUUUUGUAUUUCAAAAUUCCAUUUUCGCCCUCGGGAGUAUAUAAUCAGAUGCAUCAAUUGAAAACUGGAGGUGGGAAGAUUUUAUUUUCUUGUUCUAAAUCUUAGUCAGUUGGGGUGACCUGCCUGCGAAGGGUAAGUUGGGUAAGUGUUUUUUGUGAGAAUGGUGAUGUGACCAUUUUGCCCUUAUUUGAGCAUUGGAUGUUUAGUUUUCCCUUUGGACAAUUGAUUCCUGAAUGUGGUUUAGUUUAUUACUAAUUAUUAUUAUGAAGAAACUGUUUCAGAACUUAAUUUGACACAGGCACUUGGAAUUUGUGUUGGAUGUCUCAACAAAACUUGUUACCUUGAUAUGAUGAAAUUGUUAAUUUUAUGUAUUUUAUAUUUU
Molecule: messenger RNA, 2077 nt
Organism: Lactuca saligna
Lineage: Eukaryota; Viridiplantae; Streptophyta; Magnoliopsida; Asterales; Asteraceae
Source: the annotation of a GenBank genome assembly